CUGCUUUCAUCUUAAACCCUAACAGACUCUCGCGCAGACGGGGAUGGGGGAAUUUGACUCGCGUUUUUUACACACUGGACCCAAAAACAGGAGACCAUUCACUCAACCCUAACGCACUACUCCCACGAUACAGAGGGUGCUGAGCGAAAAAAACCCACAACAAUUUUCUUCCUCUCGAACCCACAACAAUUUUCUUCCUCUCGAACCCACACACAGAAAAUUUCACUACCAAUCUUCAUCCUCACUCUUAUAACCAGCACGCACAACGGCCGUCAUCUUCCAACACUGGAACGAACACACACAUCGAUACACACUACGAAGGAGAGGAGACGCUACCAACGAGAGUGCUUGCGUUCUCGUUGAAACGGGGCAGAGUCGCACUCGCCGCCAGUUCGUGAUCAUAGUUGGAAAACCUUCAGCGCCGCUUUUUGUCAUCACGAUAGCCAUUGGAGUCGUCGUCGCGGCGCAUCCCUGGAAUCGUCUCCAACUUGCGUCCUAAUCUCCCGUAGUUGGCGCCGCUGAGUUCCAACUAAUCGAAUAUGACUCGCGGUAUAAAACAUAGGAAGAAAGCCAAGAGCAAAAACAAGGGCUCUAAGAAAGAGGGUGGGUCUUCUUCAUCUUUGGCACCACAAAUUCCUGUGAAGGUGUGGCAACCUGGGGUGGAUAAGUUAGAGGAAGAUGAAGAGCUUCAGUGUGACCCUUCUGCUUACAAUUCUCUUCAUGCUUUUCACAUUGGAUGGCCCUGUUUGAGCUUUGAUAUUCUACAUGACUCUCUGGGCUUGGUUCGAACAGAAUUUCCACAUACAGUAUAUUUCAUGGCAGGGACUCAGGCAGAGAAACCUUCUUGGAAUUCUAUUGGAAUUUUUAAAGUAUCACAUAUUUCUGGAAAGAGACGGGAACCAGUACCUAAAGUUGAAACUGAUGACUCUGGAAUGGAUGGUGAGGAUAGUGAUGAUGAUGAUGAUAGUGAGGAAGAAGAUAAAGAUGUUGCUCAGGGUCCCAGUUUGCAGCUAAGGAAGGUUGGACACCAAGGAUGUAUCAACCGUAUACGCUCAAUGCCACAAAAUCCCCAUAUAUGUGCAGCUUGGGCUGAUACCGGUCAUGUACAGGUCUGGGACCUAAGCUCUCAUCUCAACGCUCUAGCUGAGACCGAAACAGAAGGUGUUCAAGGAGUUGCAGCAGUUUUUAAUCAGGACCCAUUGCAUAAAUUUAAACACAAAGAUGAAGGUUAUGCUAUAGACUGGAGUCUUCUUGUUCCUGGAAGGCUUGUAUCUGGGGAUUGUGAUAAUAGCAUUUAUCUGUGGGAGCCUACAUCUGCUGGAACAUGGAAUGUUGAUAAUGCUCCAUUUACUGGACAUUCUGCUAGUGUUGAAGAUCUGCAAUGGAGCCCUACAGAACCUCACGUUUUUGCUUCUUGUUCUGUGGAUGGAAAUAUUGCUAUAUGGGAUAUCCGUUUGGGGAAGUCACCCGCUGCAUCUUUUAAGGCACAUAAUGCUGAUGUGAAUGUCAUAUCAUGGAACAGGUUGGCUAGUUGUAUGUUGGCCUCGGGAAGUGAUGAUGGGACUAUUUCUAUUCGUGAUCUCAGACUGCUCAAGGAAGGAGAUUCUUUGGUAGCACAUUUUGAAUACCACAAGCACCCAAUCACAUCCAUUGAAUGGAGUCCACAUGAAGCCUCUUCAUUGGCUGUUUCAUCUGCUGAUAAUCAGCUUACAAUAUGGGACCUUUCAUUAGAAAAGGAUGAAGAAGAGGAGGCUGAAUUUAAAGCUAAAACCAGAGAACAAGUUAAUGCUCCUGAAGAUCUGCCUCCCCAACUAUUGUUUAUUCACCAGGGACAGAAAGACCUGAAGGAAUUACAUUGGCACGCGCAGAUUCCUGGAAUGAUUGUUUCUACAGCAGCAGAUGGAUUCAACAUACUUAUGCCUUCAAAUAUUCAGAGUACACUGCCAUCAGAUGGUGCUUUAUAAGACACUCGCCAAGUUUUCAAGACAACCGGUUACAAGUUGGAUAACCUGUUUUUGGUGCAAUCACCACGACUCUACUUGGAAUAUUGGAGAAAGUUUCUUUGUACUCUUUUUUUUUUUGCUUUUGGUUCUUAUUGUUUCUUCUUUGCCCAUGCUUUAAGUUUUGUGGAUUAUCUGCGUUAGCUUGGUAUGCUUCACUUGAUUUUGAUGCAAUUUUCGUGUAUGUUGUCUAAAUUGUUGCUGAUAGUAAGGUUAGAAUGGAAACAAACAGGCUAAUUUAGCCGAAUGUUUGUUUAUUAUACCCGUCUUAAUUUCAUCAUUAUAUUGAUAAGGAAUUUUGAUAACUAGGA
Vigna unguiculata (cowpea) is the source of this 2311-nucleotide messenger RNA. RefSeq names its product protein HEAT STRESS TOLERANT DWD 1-like. Gene Ontology annotation, biological process: ribosome biogenesis. Lineage: Eukaryota; Viridiplantae; Streptophyta; Magnoliopsida; Fabales; Fabaceae. Gene Ontology annotation, molecular function: protein binding. The record is from RefSeq and is a predicted model, not a curated record. Gene Ontology annotation, cellular component: nucleolus.